CCAAACAUUGAUACUCUUCUCAGUUCUAGAUUUUUGGAUCUUUGUCAUAUUCCCUAACUCUACUCCUGCCUGUGUUCCCAUCCACGCUCCCUCUCUCUCAUCUUGUUUGAGUCACUUUUUAUCUUGAUACCAUUGGACUAUUUCUAUGAAUUAAAAUCCUUUCUUCUAUUACAAAAAAUUGAAAAGCUGCGUGGGAGUGGGAGAGGGUGUGAUGAAUGAGGCAAAGUGAGGAGUGAGGAGUGAGGAGGACCUUAAACUAUUAUUAGUGGCACCCAUUUCAUUCCUGCAACUGCUACUUAUCCAUAUUUGCAUCUUCUUCUUUUUCUUCUUCUUCUUCUUAUUGCUGGGGACCACGACCAUUGAAAUCGAUCCUCUAUCGUUAUUAGUAAUUACUCCUUUCUCUUCUGUUCCUCUUCCACACAACCUACCUGCUGACUUACUUCCCACACACACUUACCAAUAACACCGCCACCAUCCACCAUGGCCGCAACACUCUCCCUCUCCCUCUCUUUAGACCCCCAAACCCACCACCACCACCGAUUCUUCUUCCCCAAACACCACACGCGCCAUUUCGCAUACUCACUCCCAAAUUUCCACAUUUACCCUUCACAAUCCUUCAAAAUCUCAUCUUCCACCCCUUCCCAUUCUCGCUCCUCAACAACAUCACCACCACCACCGACGCCAAUCUCCUCUCUGUACCUGGACGACCCCUUCCGCACAGGUCGCUUCCUCACCAACGACGAGCUCGACCGCCUCCGCUUCCUGGAAUCCUUCGUCUACUCGGAGGACCUCAAAUCCGGCUCCAUGUGGGUCCGCGUGAUGCGCCCCGACGAGACCGACACCACCGUCGCUCUCCUCGCCGAAUCCUUCGCCGAGUCAAUGAUGCUGCCGCCGGGGUACGCUGGGCUGCUCAGGUUCCUCAUCAAGAAGUACCUUCUGGAGAGGAGAACCCUCAUGCCUCACAUGGCCACGCUCCUUGGAUUCUACAGAGAAAACGCUCCUAAUCAGGGAGAACAACAAGAACAAGAAGUGAAAUUCGCGGGAACUGUGGAGGUUUGCUUUGACCAGAGGGGUGCCAAUACUUCCAUGCCUUCGCCGCUUCCUCCGAGGAACUCGCCUUAUAUAUGUAACAUGGCGGUUCACAAGUCGCUUCGGAGGGGUGGCAUCUGCUGAAGGCAAGUGAGGAACUAAUUUCUCGGAUGAGUUCUUCAAGAGAGGUUUACUUGCACUGCAGAAUGAUUGACGAAGCUCCAUUUAGCAUGUAUGAAAAAGCAAAUUAUAAAGUUGUAAAAACAGAUAGUAUUUUAGUCCUGCUGAUGUUGCAGAGACGAAAGCACCUGAUGUGCAAGAAACUUCCUCUGUCGAAUAUGCCUUCAGAAACAGAUCUCUCUGGUUCAGAUGAGUAAAAUAUUAGACAGAUGUAUACACAUGGUGCAAAAUACUGUUGAGGUUUCCAUUAUGCAUGUAUUCAUAUACUAGGAAUCUAUGUUUUCCAUCAGCACAGUAGCCUAUCAAAGAAACAAGAUUUGGGUGGUCGAGUCUGCUCAAGAUGUCCACUUCAACUCGGAACUCACGUUCCCCCUCGGCUUCUUUAAUUGCUGGCAGCGCCAUCUUCUUGAUUGCGACGACCUUGGAAGGAAGAUGUUGUAUUAGUAUGUAUAUAUUUGUAUCUAAAUUUCAAAUUUUGAGCUAUUUUGAAAUAAGCAUGUGUUUUCCUUCCUGUAAAAUACAACUGAUGUUAUAAAAUUUUGAGAAUCAUGAUGAAUUCUUGUGGAGAAUAAACUUAUAUCCAGAGCUUGUUACCU
Molecule: messenger RNA, 1805 nt
Organism: Arachis ipaensis
Lineage: Eukaryota; Viridiplantae; Streptophyta; Magnoliopsida; Fabales; Fabaceae
Source: RefSeq, a predicted model, not a curated record